AUGGAGAGCGACGGGGGAGAAGAGAAGCUUGGGGAGUGGGGUGUGGGCGGUGCGUCUUGGUUGCCGAGCGGGGACGAUGCUGCGGAAGGUCUGUCCAUCCCCGAGCGUCGGCGCUGCCCUGCGGCGGCAGCGGCGGCGGGCCAGCUCGUGCGCCGAAGCGCGCGGGCCCGCGCGCCGCGCCGCGCACGACGCGGGCGACCAUCUCAAAACCAUCUCUGGUGGAUCUUGGCUUUGCUCGGAUCCCGUGCUUCUACCAUAGGGGGUGCGCAGGAGGUUGUCUCUCGCCGCGGCCGCUAUCCGUGA
Messenger RNA from Prorocentrum cordatum, 303 nucleotides. Lineage: Eukaryota; Dinophyceae; Prorocentrales; Prorocentraceae. The record is from the annotation of a GenBank genome assembly.